CGCGACGGCAGAUCGGGGAUCAAGCCCUCAGGACCAUCGAUCACUGGGUUGAACGGAACCUGUUCGUUGGUCUCUGCCAAGGAAGUGAGCAGCCCCUCGAGGAGCUCUUGCGUGGUGACAUUCCGCAGGCAUGAAAACGUCAAAUGUGCCUUUGCUAGGGAGGCACAAGAGGGAACGCCCGCCACAAAGCUUGUCCAGAUAUUCUGCCGGCGAGUCGCAGGAAAGAUCGCCACUGUGGCCUGUGAUCCGGACUCGAAAAUCUACGGGAUACGCACCGCAGCACGCGCCAAUUUGUCAACUCGCUUGUUCAAGAACAAUAUCGACGUAAGGAUGCUUCCUGCACUCUGUCCAAACGCAGUAACUUUGCGCUUGUCGCCACCGAACUUGCCGAUGUUUCGUUGGACCCACUCUAGCGCAGCGAUUUGGUCUUUGAUCCCGAGGUUGAGUGCUCCUUGAUCCAUCGCCUCCUGGCCUUGGGGGAAGCCGAGUGGGCCGAGGCGAUAGUUGAAGCUGACGAAGACUACGGGAGUUCCCUGCACGAUCAAGUCUUGUCAGACUAAGUCCUUGAUGAGACAUUGGGAGACACUUACUCGGGCCACGCUUUGCUCAACAAUCGUGCUGCCAUUGUAGACCACGGAGCUUCCACUGAGGAAUCCACCUCCGUAUCUUUGAAGAGGUGAUUGGUCAAACUCGCUUGCAG
Mycena citricolor is the source of this 700-nucleotide messenger RNA. Lineage: Eukaryota; Fungi; Basidiomycota; Agaricomycetes; Agaricales; Mycenaceae. The record is from the annotation of a GenBank genome assembly.